AUGUCUACGGAGAUAAAGGGGAAGGAGUUGCUGAACUGCGACUGUGAGCACUGCCAUCACACAGCAGAGCAUUCUCAGGCCUUCAAGCAGCUCAACAAGGAAGUCUUGGAUAUCCUGCUGUUCGACCCAAAAGCUCACAACGCAUUGAAAGGAGGACUGAACAACAUAACCGUUCAAAGUCUGGAGAUACAGGAUAUUUCUCCUUUUAGUGUUUUCAAUGAAAAACACGUCCGCAAAGCCCACGAUGCUGCUGUACAGUUGUCUAGGAAACCUAAGGAAACCAUGCUCAAAGCACUCAAGUAUCUGAGAACUGCAUACCCGAAAAGCCCGUACAUUGAACAUCUGGUGCGUUUGACAUUUGCAAGGCACCCCGAAACCAAGGAAGCAUCGCUUCCUCCAUCAAGACAAACCUUGCCUGUUGCUUACUUCACCCAAGAUGAAAUAUUUGAAGGUAUGAAUGGCCAGAAACAGGCUGUAGACUCACUAUUAGCUGGGCCCAUGAGAUCAGAAGAUGGACAACAAGGUAAAGGCAAGUUCGAUAAAGAAAGAGAUCUUGCUUGGUGGAGAGAAGACAUUGGACUGCUGGAACACAACUACAGUUGGCAUUUGAACUACCCAUACCCACCAAACUCUCCCAGAGACCGACAGGGUGAGCUCUUCGGUUACAUGCACCAGCAAAUGUUGGCUAGGUACGACUUUGAAAGAUUGGCUCAGGGUUAUGACCGAGUUCAGCCCUACGGCCCUGGUUAUGGAUGGGACAGACCUCUGACUGAAGGAUUCAAUCCUAGAAUGAUGUUGUGUUCCUUCAGACCUGCCGACAUGUACGUAGUUAAGCCUGAUGGUAACCCAGACCCCAGAGCAAUCCAUGAAGAGAUGGGACGACACAAGGAAAGGCUCCAAGACGGCAUUGCUCGAGGUUCUCUUUACAACAGGGAUGAAGUGAAGAUUCCCAUCGACAUGAACAACCUCGGAAACACCAUUCUUGCAAACGCAGGGUCCAUAAACAAGAAUCUUUAUGGAGAAAUCAACAACAAGGGCCACCAAGUUAUUGCCAAUUUGAACGAUCCCAAAGGAAAGUACCAAAUAUCACCUGGCCCAAUGAACUGGGACCAAACAGCACCAAGGGACCCCGUCUUUUAUCGAUGGCACAAGUUUGUCGAUCUUCUUUUUGAAGAUCACAGAAGAAAUAUGAAACCCCACACCAAAAAAGACAUAGAGUUCCCAGGCAUUGAGAUUGAGUCAUUUGAAGUGGAGCUACAGCCAGAAGAAUACCAUAAGAAGAAUGUUGACAAGCCUCUUGACAAAAAGAACAACUUCUACACCUACUCCGAAACUAAGGAGUACUCUGUAUUCAAUGUGGAUCCACAACAGAAGGUUACCACCAAGAAGAAGGACUUCUUGGACCACAUUCCAUUCAGCUACAAGAUAGCUCUGAAGAACAAGAACAAGGCAGACGUCUUGGUUUGCAUCAGGAUUUUCCUGGCCCCAGAAACUCGUGACGAAUCUCUGGAGAACUGGAGGAGUAUGUUCGUUGAACUGGACAGAUUUGUAAUCACAGUUGAGGCUGGAAAUGAGAGCGAGAUCUUCGACAUCAAACAACGAAACAACAAGUCUUCCGUGGUCAACACAGCACAGUUGACGGUCGAGGAAAUUGAAGCUGGUAAAGAUAACAUGUCCCACGGUAACUGCUGUGGCUGGCCCUUGAACUUGCUCAUACCAAAAGGAACAAAGCACGGUAUGAAGGGAACCUUAUACGUCCUGGUCACUGACUGGACUAAAGAUGGAGUUAAUCCCCAAGAACCGAUGCAGGCCGGUGCGGUAUCUUACUGUGGACAGAGAGGAGAGAAGUCCAUGUAUCCUGAUAUGAGACCAAUGGGCUUCCCCUUCGAUAGGCAGGUUGUUGACAGUAAUGAUGAUUCUAUCGAUGAUGUUGAAGGGCUCGUGGAACAGGUUCGAAACAGCUUCAAGACUGACGUGAAACUGAACUUCCUGGGAUCGUGGGCAAAGGAGGAGAAUAAGAAGAAACAAUAUGAGAAGAAGAAGGAUUCUGGCGUUAAGAAGCAGGAGUCUGUAGAGAAAAAAUGA
Bolinopsis microptera is the source of this 2085-nucleotide messenger RNA. Its product is annotated as hemocyanin AA6 chain-like. The coding region runs from base 1 to 2085 and encodes 694 amino acids. The transcript has a single exon. Lineage: Eukaryota; Metazoa; Ctenophora; Tentaculata; Lobata; Bolinopsidae. Gene Ontology annotation, molecular function: oxidoreductase activity. The record is from RefSeq and is a predicted model, not a curated record.